AGAGAAAAGACCCCCUCUGGGCUGUUUGUGCUUCAGCAGCGUGUGGUUUGUUGAGGCUCUGGUGAGUUUGGCUUGGAGUUUAGUUGAGUUGAGUUGUGUGUUGAUGUCUGUGUAAGUCUGAGACUCUAAGAGGAGGAGUAAGUGAUACUACUGCCAGCAUGCACUCUCAUACUCAUUCAGACGGAGUAUGAGAGUGUUUACCCCAGCACUAAUGGGAUUGAUUCCGAGAGAGCGUAUCCUGACUCAGGGAAGAGGGUGAGCUUGAUGAGUAAGAGAGAUGUUCUGAAAGAGGAUGAACGGGUCUGAUGUAACCUCCAUGCUAACCUCGAUGGGUGCUACUCUUUUGUUGUGAGUAUUCAAUGAAGAUCACCUGCACUUGCGAAAAUACCUACUGCGUGAGAGAGCUCCCAGACAGAGAAUAAAGCUUUGGAUAUUCAAGUCGACUCUUCCGACACGGACAUCCUUCAGACAGCCAGAGGCAUGGAGGUUCCCAACCGGGUCAUGCAUCUCACGUUCUCUGUGGAGGACAGAAAUGGAAAUGACAUAACUUGCCCUGUUAGUGACCCAUCCCCUGAUUCAUUAAGAACCAACAGUAGUUUGAGUCAUGGCAGCACAGAUAGUCCAGAUGAUAUGGAAAUGGUGGAGGACUGUAGCAGUGAAGAGAACCUGGUGAGAAAAGUGAUUCUGCAGUCAGAAAACACAGCCAUGAUGGACUUUGUCAAAACUGAUGACAACUGUAACCAACAGAAUGAUUCUAAUUCUAAAAGCUCCCAGACCCCGAUCUUCUGUAAACCUUCAAAAACUCGGGGCUCAAGAUCUUGCCUUGACUCUGCAGAGCAAGAGGUCUUUGUCCUGAACUCUGUUAAGAUAUCACGCUGUAACUCUGAGACCUGCAGCUCUGUAAGCUCUGGUGAGAUGGUGCUCAGAAAUAAUAGUUUCAUUAUACAUGAAUCUGAGCCACAGCUCAGUGUCUCUCUCUUAGACGAGUCCUCAGAUAUUCCUUCAGAUGUUGGCAUGAUGCCUGGGUCGCUGCCUGAUGUCUGUGAGGGUCUAGUUAAUAAUAUGGUCUCAAAACACCAAGAACUUGGUGUCACCUUUAUUCAACCAUCCAACCAGACUUUCAUCAUGGAAGAGGAAGUCUUUCAAUUAACUCCAGGGUCUUUGGUUCUUCACGGAAGUGAGAGAAAGUCUUCACACUUGAUUCCAGGUGUAGAUAGAGCUGAUUGUGUCACACCAAUCAAUUGGAACAAGAGUAAUACUGAAGCUAAAAAGUUUCUGUCCCACACAAGUGGGUCCCUUCACUCCACUCCAGCUGAAGGAAGGACCUUCCACCUUCCAAACUCUGAGGAAUUAGACUUUAGUGGAAAUGCCCAAACCUCUACUCCUGUCCAGGCCUUGAGCUCCAAGACCUUUUGCGUUCCAACCCUAUCUGACUCUUCACCAAACAAGGGUGGUAAGAGUGAUUCGGGAAGUCCAUUGGAACAUGUCAUUAAGGAAAAGCCAGUAUCUUCAGUCCUAAAGAAGCCAAGAACACCUAUGACUGCUCCACCCAAAAUGUACAAGCCUGAAAACAAGAGGUUUGCCAAGCCUGACUUCAGUAAUGUCAAGUCCAAAGUUGUGACAAGACCCAGCAGUGCCUCAAAACUAGCAAGUGUAUCAGCUGUAAGGGUCUCAUCAAACAUCUCACACCAAUUCAACAGGAACCACCAGACUACAAAAACUCCUCACUCCAUGCAACACAAGACUUCGCUUACCAAACCUACCGCUGUCGUUUCUUCCAACCCUACCAACACCUCUGCUUCUAAUGGCAUUAAGAAGCUUCACAGCACUGUGGGUAAAAGAGUCCGUGCUGCCACUUGCCAAGAAGAAGCACCGGCUCCAAAGUCUAGACCGCGCACCCGUUCUGAAACGUCCAACUCAUCAAAAAUUACUAAAGAGGAAUCCGGUGACGUGAAGGAGGUCAGUACGAAUUUGCUCAACACCACAACAUGCUCAUCUGUUGAUAUUGAGCAGAAUAAGACUACCAGUUUAACCAAUCAAGCAGACAAAUCAUCAGCUUCUUCUGGAGAAGUAAAGAAAGUGGAUGCGUCUGUCAGUAUUUCCAGGAAACCUCCAAGAACUACUCCAAAAACCCCCUCGUCCCGGCUGGCAGAACCGGCACCGUGUGACUGGAGCAAAGGCAGGCUUGGCUCUCAGCCAUCGUCAUCCAGGGCAGGAGGUGUUCCCGCUGCUCGAGGUCCAGCUGCAAACCCUCGGCAACCGCCUCUGCCUGGAUCAAAGCUCAAGCCUGGCACAGCAGGGAAAAAUGGUUGCGCCACAACUGACAUGCCUUCUCCGAGGAUCAAACCGAGCACGUCUGGAGGGAAUCAGAAAAUGCGGCUGACUGAAUGUACAGGAGCAGAGGCUUCAGUCCAUCCAAAACACUCUGUAACUCCAGCUCACCCACAUAAUGCAGCCUCAAAGCUUCCGGUGAAGCCCAGAGGCCAGCUCAAGAGCGCCAGUGCCUCCAACGGACACUCAAAGCCAGAUUAUGUAGAAGCUUCUUCAGGAGUUUUUGGCAAACCCCCUACUAACAGAGCUGCUUCAGUGAGGACCAGGCUCCAGAGUCUUCCUCCCAGAGCUUCAUCAGCAGGAUGCAGAAACACAUCUUUGACAUCUCAAGCAUCUGUGAGGUCUUCUCCCAAUGUUCUCAAAACCUCUGCUCCACCACGACAUGUUCGACUUGCUGGGGCUUCGUCAGUUGACAAAGGCAAGGCGAAGACGACUGUUCGGAACCACCAGCAGCAGCAGGGCCAGACCAACGGCCAUCCGGACCUGGUGCCACCAGAGACGAAGCCAAGAGGGGUGGAGUACUUCAAGGCUCUGUGUGAGAAGAAGAACCAGACAAUCCAACACCUGAAAAACAGCUUAGCAGUGAACAACCGCAAAUUUGAGGCCAUCACUGUGGUUGUGCAGAACCUUAGUGCUAAGCAUGAAGAAGCAGUGAAACGGCGCCAGGAGAUUUCCAGAGAACUGCUCAGCCUACGUGAGGAACUUGUAAGCUCAGCGCAGUCAUGCGAACGUCUGGAGCAGGAGAAGGAGGAUCUGCGGGUGACCUUCGAUGGAGUGCUGCAGAAAGUCCAGGAGCAACACCGCUCCGACCUGUCCGACCUGGAGGAACGUCUGAAGACUUUCUAUUCAGCUGAGUGGGUGAAGGUUCACCAGACAUACCAGGAUGAGGCGGACAAGUGCAAAGCCCAGAUGGAGCAGCAGCUGGAGGAGUUGAGAGCCAGGCAUGAGGAUCUGAAGCAAGAACUGGAAGUCAGCCACGGACAGAAGGUGGAGAGCCUUAAACAGCACUAUGAAGAAACUUUUGAAGAACUUAGAAACUCACAUGAGCUGGAUAUGAACACAUUGAAAAAGAAACUAAAUGAUGCUGAAACAACGUUAUCAAAUCAAAUUGAGGAGCUCACAGCCGAGAACUGCUCGCUCAGCGAGAGGCUGAAAGUAGAGGAGGACAGAAGAAAAGAACUGGCCGAUAAAUGCCAGAAGGACUCCCACACACUCUACCUGGAGCAAGAGUUGGAAAGUCUGAAAGUGGUGCUUGACAUUAAGAACAAGCAGAUCCACCAACAGGACAAGAAACUUAUGCAAAUGGACAAACUGCUGGAGAAAAAUGUGAAAAUUGAUGAAUGCCUUAAGAAAGUCCAGCAAGAAAAUGAGGACCUAAAAGCCAGGAUGGACAGACAUGCUGCCUUAUCAAGGCAACUCUCCACAGAGCAGGCCGUCCUGCAGGAGUCUCUUCAGAAGGAGUCCAAAGUCAACAAGCGUCUCUCUAUGGAAAACGAGGAGCUCCUCUGGAAGCUGCAGAACGGAGACCUGAGCAGCCCCCGCAAAACGUCCCCCUCCUCGCCCUCCAUCACCCUCCAGAGCCCCCACAACUCAGGCCUCUUCUCCAGCCCCCCAAUAUCACCCAGAUAACACUGGCCCUCGGCUUCCUGGAAGCGGCUUCUGAAAGACUUCCUUCCUCCUCGAUUCCGAAAGCUAUAUUAGCUGUGGGAGGUGUGGGACCUGUCGCUUGAAGGACUUUAAUCCAAAGUGGAUCUACUCUCAGGUGACCCUUGUAGAGUUGAAUGACAAAGACUGAAGGAAAUAUUGCACAGAAGCACUUAACCAAUGAGGCCACCUUUUUGUACUUUUUGCCUUUCGUGUGUAAUUAGUUUUUUGAAAGAAAAAAAAAAAAAAGAAAAUCUCAGGGCAUGUAAAUAAGUUCUCACUGUUUUUUCUUAUCUUGUUUUUGCUUUAACUUCAGAUAGCGUCUCUUUCACUGGAUUGUUCUGAGUCUUGCGUUACAGGAAACAUGGGUCGACACAUUGAAACAUUGGUCUUUUUGGAUGAAAUGAAGAAAUACUGUAGAAGUAUACUUUUUAAAAAGUCUUCUUGGCUUCUUUGCAGAGGACUAAUGUUCAUCAGAAUCAAAAAAAUAUUAGCGCCUUAGGUGAUUUUAAAAAAAGCUUUACCUCUAGGAGCCUUUGGAAGGAUAUGAAGAAGAAUAUGUACUUGUUGGAAAAUAUACAAGAAUUUAAGAAAACAUUUAUGAAAAAAAUUAAUUAUAUCUGAAGUGUUUUUUGUUUUUUGUUUGUUUUACUGCCCCAAAUCCAGUGAUUAAAAAAUAUCUGCCAUUUUUAUAACUCUGCAUUUAAAUACAGUCCCUCCACUUUUUGCCUGUGCCACUGGCUGCUCUGCAACCCCAAAGCAUGAUGCAUCCACCCCCAUGCUUUACAGUUGGCAAGAUGUUCCUUUCACGAAAUACGGUUUCUUUUAAGCUUUAGAACAAUAGAACAAAAUAGAACAUGUCUCCUUACUGCCCUGAUCUAGUGAUGUGAAAACAUUUUAUUAAAUAUGGACACUAUGAAUUUAGGAACUUUAACAAACCCUGAGGAAAAAAAUAUAUAUAUUCCCCCACUUGUCCCCCUUUUCACCCCCCAACUAGCCUAUAUGACCAUGGGACCAAUAGAAAUGACUGUUUGUGCAUGUUUCAGUGGCCUCAAGAGCACCCCUCACUGUCUGAAAUCUCCUACUGCAGCUUUAAAAGGUCUGACUCUUUAAAAUGUGUUAAAGUAAGUUGUAAGAGAAGAAGUGAUGAAAUGAAGAGGAAACGUGUGUGUAUGAGUUUAUUUGGUUGGUUAAGUGUAGCUAAGAUAUUUGUGUGGGUAUUAAGUUUUUUUGUGUGAAGCUGAAACUCUUUGAAAUAUGCAAAUAAAUAAAUAAAGUCAUAUUAAAAACA
Molecule: messenger RNA, 5266 nt
Organism: Astyanax mexicanus (Mexican tetra)
Lineage: Eukaryota; Metazoa; Chordata; Actinopteri; Characiformes; Acestrorhamphidae
Gene: mtus1a
Product: microtubule associated tumor suppressor 1a
Exons: 15
Coding region: 481-3960 (1159 amino acids)
Cellular component (GO): nucleus; cytoplasm
Molecular function (GO): microtubule binding
Source: RefSeq, a predicted model, not a curated record